This is a messenger RNA of Durio zibethinus, 477 nucleotides long. The record is from RefSeq and is a predicted model, not a curated record. Lineage: Eukaryota; Viridiplantae; Streptophyta; Magnoliopsida; Malvales; Malvaceae.
AUGGGAGAAAUGUCUUAUUUUCUUGGAAUGGAGAUUCAUCAAGACCAGCAAGGAAUCUUCAUUUGUCAAAGAAAAUAUGCAAAUGAAAUCUUGAAUAAGUUUGGGAUGGAAAAUUGCAAGCCAGUCAACACUCCUUUGGCUCAAAAUGAGAAACUUAUUAAGGAAAAUGGAGCUAACAAAGCUGAUGGUUCUAUUUAUAGAAGCUUGGUUGGUUGCUUAUUGUAUUUGACAACAACAAGACCAGACAUCAUUGAACUUGGAAUUCGGUUCAAGAAGAAUGAAAGUUCAAGAUUGGUUGGAUUCACAGACAGUGAUUGGGCUGGCUCUCAUAAAGACAUGAAAAGCACUUCAGGCUAUAAACAAGGAACUGUGGCUCAAUCAAUAGCAGAAGCAGAGUAUAUAGCUGCUGCAGCUGCUGUUAAUCAAGCAAUUUGGCUAAGGGAAAAUUCUGAUGGAUUUGAGUCAAAAGCAAGAUGA